AUGGAAUCUAUGGAAGUAGACACUGCAGAAAAUGAUUCUUCAAUCAAGAUUGAGGUGGAUUCUGGUAGUACUGACGCGGAAAUCGGAUCAAAUGAAACGGAUGGCUUCGAAGUUUCAGAACUCAAGUUUCGCCAUGUCGUCAAAAAUGUUCAUAAGCUUGUUUACGGAUCGACCAGCCCUUCUGCCGCUCACUUCAUUCGGGGCUUGCCAUGGAAAAUCUUGGUGAUGCCUCGUCCGAAUCGUGAAGGCCAGACAGUGUCUAUCGGGUACUUUCUCCAGUGCAAUUCCGACUCGGACUCUAUCACCUGGUCUUGCUCUGCUACUGCGCACUUGCGCGUGUUGCCACAUGAUGUGUCAAACGACAACGUCGACAUUGACAAAUGUUCGAAGAGAAUUACCCACAUAUUUCACUCAAAAGAAAAUGACUGGGGAUUCUCUCACUUUUUAUCUUGGGAAGAUGCGACCGACCCUUCGAAAGGAUAUUGUUCUCCGGACUACACUCUCACCUUCGAGGCGGAAGUCUGCGCCGAUGCUCCGCAUGGCAUUGCCUGGGACAGCAAGAAACAUACAGGCUACGUGGGACUCAAAACCAGGACCCUUUUCUUCACCACAAAACUUCGUUCCGCUGUUUACCAAAUGCCUACAGAUUUUGACGAACAGUCCGUUCCACUCGCUCUCCAGCGCGUCUUUUACGAGAUUCAAUCUCAAGACAAACCCGUCGGCACGAAGAAACUGACCAAAUCUUUUGGCUGGGAAAGCCUGGAUUCAUUCAUGCAACAUGAUGUACAAGAGUUUUGCCGCGUUCUGCUAGAUAAUCUGGAAUCAAAGAUGAAGGGUACUAGCGUCGAAGGCACUAUCAAUAAUCUGUUCGAAGCUAAAACAAUUUCUUACAUCAAGUGUAAAAAUGUUGACUAUCAGUCCCGCCGCGAGGAAAUCUACUACGAUAUAUCACUGCCCAUCAAAAACAACAAGUCCAUCAUUGAAUCCUUCAAGGAGUACGUCAAGCCCGACUUAUUAGAAGGCGACAAUAAAUUCGAUGCUGGUAAAUUUGGACUUCAGGACGCCGAGAAAGGCGUCACCUUCAAGGACUUUCCCCCUAUUCUUCAUAUCCAUUUGGUGACACUUUUGAAAGAAUUGUCCGAAAAGACUGAUAUUCCUGUGCAUUUGGCAACUAAAUUCACUGAAGAAAGGGAAAUUGAAGCGAUCAAGCGAAAAGAAAAGAACGAAGCUCACUAUUUUAUGACGGUGAAUAUCAUUUCUGAUGAGCAAUUUGGUGGACAUCAGGGCUCUGGUCUAAUCGAUCCAGACUGUAUCAGUUUUAGGACAAUCAAAGCCAGGAAGGACUUGAGCUGGGCGAAGCUGAAAGUUAAGCUAGCCGAUUACCUUGGGUGUGACGAAGAAACGUUCAGAAUCUGGUUUUUCAAACGGAAGUAUAUUCGCAGCAAUAAUGCGGACCAUGAGACAUGGCGUCCAGAGUUUAUCGAUGAAGAUGAUAUGGAGAAGUACGUCUCGCAAGUGAGUAUCGAUUACAAAAACAAUGGCCAAGAUGCUUCUACAACAGUCUGGCUCGAGCUACCGAAUGUUGCGACUGCCCAGCUUCAGUCCUUCUAUACUAAAAGAGAUUUGCUGAUCUUCCUUCGUCUCUUCGACCCGGACAGCGGAACUAUUGCUUAUUGCGGCCAUCUGAUCGUGCCCAUCAGCUCCAAGCUAAAAGAUCUCAUUCCAGAAAUGACGCGAAGGGCGUUCUGGAAUGAGCAACCCGCAGAAGACGAAAUACUCAUGUUUGAAGAUCGGCAUUUAGGCUACUGCAUUCACCUGAAAGACUUGAACGCGUCGAUGAAUGAAGCACUCCUUUUUCAAGGCGACAGGUCCGGGUUCGCCGAAUGGAAACGAUGCCGAUAUCGAAGACGGCGUCGUUUUGAUAUUUCAGCCUCUGGUAUUCGCAAUGUUGCCGAGUACUUCCGCGAUCAAGCGAACAGUCAUGAAGUCGUAUUCCACAAUGUUGAAAUUCCCAAUGAUCCCGGCUUCGUAGUCAGGCUUAAUCAGCGAGAGAAUUACCAGCACAUGGCGAGUGAAGUGGCCCGCGUUCUCAACAGGGAUCCAAAGAGAAUUCAAUUCUUCAAAGUUCCGCCGUACGCACGAGACGGCAUCGGCCAAGUAGUCAAAAGCACUGAAAAGCGCACAAUAGAAGAUAUCAUCUACCUCCCCAACAACAAGCGCUUCAUGAUGUACAUGCAAGGUGAACGCGAAAGCAAGAAAAAUAGAAAGAAAAUGUUCUAUCAGUUAAUCAGCAUGGACAUUGCUCAAUUCGAAACAAAAAACCAGCUACCUAUAAAGUUCCUAUUCGCAGACAUGCGUGAAGUUGACAUGAUCCUUUACGCGAAUCCGAAAUCUACCAUGAAAGACCUUUUGGACGAAGUGCGCACAAGAAUUCCCGACCUAGCCAGUGAUUCAGAGCUGCGUAUUCUUGAGUACAUUAACACAAGAAUAAUAACCAUUCUUGCUCAUUCGAAAGAAGUUGAAUUUGCAAGCUACGCGGCGCACGGUGCGAGCAAUCAGCGACACAUCAGAAUCGACGAAGUCCCAGAGGCACAUAGAUCCUUCGCGCCCGGGGAAAUUCUCAUCCAAGUGGGCCACUUCCACAGCUCAGUCCAGAACGCGUUCGGCACGCCGUUCUUUGUCAAGAUUUGCCACGGGGACACGAUCAGAAGUGUCAGGGACAAGAUCAAGUCGCAAUUGAAUGUUUCCGAAAAGGAAUUCGCAAAGUGGAAGAUUGCGCUUAUACAGUCAUCACGUCCUCGUUAUUACACGGAAGAAGAAGAGGACACAGUAAUUGACACGAAAGGGCUGCAAGUAGAAGAGUGCGGCGGCGUGCCCCUCGUUAACAACAGAAUAUGGAUCGGACUAGAUCACCCGCUGCGCCAGAAGCCAAAGCCGAAACAGGCCCCUCUUCCGCCGAUAACUAUCCGAAACUAG
Oikopleura dioica is the source of this 2976-nucleotide messenger RNA. Lineage: Eukaryota; Metazoa; Chordata; Appendicularia; Copelata; Oikopleuridae. The record is from the annotation of a GenBank genome assembly.